AUGUCUCAGUGCCAUGGGAACGUUUCGUCGGCGAACGAUCCACGGCAACCUUUGGCGGCUAAGCCUUAAACUCCACGGCCUGUUGCGCCGGAGGAUCUUCCGGUUGACUACUCUGGAUUCAUCGCCGUUAUCCUCGGCGUCUCUGGCGUUAUGUUCAGGUAUAAGAUCUGCUCGUGGCUUGCGAUUAUAUUCUGUGCGCAGUCCCUAGCCAACAUGAGGAACUUGGAGAAUGAUUUGAAGCAGAUCUCCAUGGCUAUGAUGUUUGCUGUAAUGGGAUUGGUCACAAACUACUUAGGGCCUAAUAGACCUGCAGCAAAGAAAUAAUCAUGAAUUACUCUUCGCCUUUUGAUAACAUUUUUUUUAUCUCAAACCUUGUUUGGUUCUUGAUUCCGCAAGUUAUAAAUUGAAUGAACAAAAAAUUUGAAGCCUAGUGAGAAUUUUUUUUUUUGCGUUU
This is a messenger RNA of Brassica rapa (field mustard), 454 nucleotides long. RefSeq names its product protein Asterix. NCBI's taxonomy places the organism in Eukaryota, Viridiplantae, Streptophyta, Magnoliopsida, Brassicales, Brassicaceae. Gene Ontology annotation, cellular component: endoplasmic reticulum membrane. Gene Ontology annotation, biological process: protein insertion into ER membrane. The record is from RefSeq and is a predicted model, not a curated record. Gene Ontology annotation, molecular function: protein folding chaperone.